UUUAAUUUCAACAUAUCCAUUAUCAAAAUAACAAAUAGGCGAGACAUAUCUCUGUGUUAACAGUUUUUCUAGAUUUUCGACGCUAUCAAUCAAAUUGGUGGUUUUUUUUUAAAUAUUACACCAUAAGGUAUUGGGGAAAUCUAGAUUCAGAAUAUUUUCUUUGCCAUCUGCUAGACCAAAGUAUUUUUUUCAUCAAAUUGGGGACCAGAAUAUUUUUUUUUUAGAAAAAAAAAACAUACCCCCUUUUUGAAGUUCAUUAGGCAUCCGUUGUAAACAUUAAAAUCUAGGUCGUUGAUUUUAAAAGUUUUGGGCUGAUAUGUAUAAAACCACUCAAGUUAACAUAUCCAAUCGUAGUAAUAAUUUAUCUUAUGACAUGCCAAAAAAAUCCGUUCGUUCGGGAUAAAUCUAAACUUAAGUAGUUUUAUGCAUAUCAGCCCUGGUCAAUAAGUCAAAGCAAGUAAAGUAAAGUAAAGUAAAAGUAAUCUUGUUUAAAUUCGGGUUGCAUAUAUACAUAAUAACAAGGAACAUGAGCUCUUAACUGCUUAAGUUUAGUCAUAUUUUUUUUUUUCGAUAGAUCGUUCGAAUAAACUUUUGAAAUAAAAUAUGAUGAUUAUUAUAUUUAAACGAUUAAUCGUUUAAUAUGAAAAAUCGUACUCACCAAUGUAGUCCACGUUAAAGUAUCAUAAUAUACACUUGUUUAGAAUUUUGGAACAUCGUAGGUGUGUUCGAAUAAUAAGUAUCACUUUAAAUGUACCUAGUAUUAUACCCGACAAAAAAGAAAUGCACCACCCUUCAAAUUGAAAUUCGAAUAUAAAAUGUAUAAUAUGAAAUGUAUAAUAAUAAAAAUAUCUGAUAAGAUAAAUAUGUCACCAUCAAAAUAUUUUAUUUUCAGUUUAGCUGAGAGUACUAAAAAGAAAAUUAAGUGGGCAUAUAACCUUUUCAACACAUGGAAAACACAAAGAAAUGCCAUAGCCGUAGCUGAUCUCAGUCUUAAUAUAAGUAUUAUUUCACCAGAUCUAGAAGUGAUGACAAAGGAUGAAUUGUGUUUUGCUCUUUCUAGGUUCAUCUGUGAGAUCAAAAAAGAAAACGGAGAAGAAUAUCCCGGUCAAACCCUUUACGAAAUUUUAAUAAACAUACAGUUAUAUUUAGAGGGAAAGGGGAAAUAUUUCAAAUUUCUAAACGAAGAUUGUUUUAUCCAAAUAAAGAAUACACUCGAUCACACUAUGAAAGAACGAGCGAGUUCUGGUUUAGGAACUCACAAGAAAAAAGCACAGGAAAUUACUUACGACGAAGAAAACAUGCUAUGGGAGAAAGGAAUUCUAGGAAAUACUACUCCGCAAAAGCUCCUUGAUACGACUAUUUAUUUAUUUGGUUUAAAUUUUGCUCUUCGUGCUGGAAAGGAGCAUCGAGAUCUAAGAUGGGAAAACAGUCAAAUAUCAGAGCACACGGAUACAAAUGGUGACUCCUACCUUGUAUACAGAGAGGAUGUUUCCAAGUCAAACCAAGGCGGACUGAAAUCGCGGAAGUGCAAGCAAAAAGUGGUUUUUGCUUAUGAGAACAAAGACAAUCCUGACAGAUGUAUUGUAAAAUUUUAUAGAGACUACAUAUCUCAUUGCCCAGAAAAAAGACCAAAAAAUGCCUUUUACUUGAAACCCAUACCAAAAUCGACUGGACAAGUUUGGUUUGCUACUAUGCCCGUGGGUAUAAAUAUGCUGACAGCAACAAUUGCAAGGUUAUGCAAAGAAGCCGGACUAAAGGGAUUCAGGUCGAACCACUCGCUUCGUGCCACUGCUGCUACCAGGUUAUAUGAAGAUGGUCAGGACGAACAGCUGAUAUCUGAAAUAACAGGCCACAAAAGUAAGGCAGUUCGCGAAUAUAAAAGAACAAACACCGAAAUGAAACGAAAGGCCAACCAGACGAUCAACAGUAAGCCGUCAGAACAAAAGAAACCCCGUUCAGAACUACAAAUAAACAGUGCACCGUCUACCUUUCAAGUGGAUGGCAAUAAUAUCAACAUAACGCUUCAAGUAAACUUUGGGAAUUCAAAGUAACGUGUGAAGGAUUUUUAUUUCAAUGCUGUUUAAGACACAACUGAGUCGUGGAUCAACUAUCAUGUGAAAUAAAUUUAUGUACAUGUACAAAUAUCUGAUCUUUUUCAUAAAGUGUCUUAUGAAUAAGAAUAUGUGGUAUGAGUGCUUAUGCCUUCAUUGAAUGUUGCUCGUGAACCGUUAAAAUGUUAUCAAUCACAUUUUUUACUACACACAAUAAAAUUUAGAACGGAAAUGUGUCAAAGAGACAACAACCCGACCAAAGAGCAGAAAACAAGCAUUUUAUUCAAUUGAGUUUCCAACCAAACAAAUUCUGGGUGCUUUUGUUAUCAGUUCUACGGAAGCGUAUUAGCGCCACAAAGGUUUGCGUUAACGCAAACAUAAGAAAAAAACAUAAAAAAAAUAAAUUGUGUGGCGCUUAUACGCUUCCGUACAAUUCUUCUGUGUUCUGUAUUGUCAACAACAUUUGUUUAUUGGUAAACAUCAGUCAUUUCUUCGCUUGUAAUGUAAUCUACUCACUCAUCUCUUCAAUUCAAUGAACCAUAGUGAGUAGUGUUACAUUACAAAUAGGUCAAAACUUCAGUGGAUUCUUGAAAAAUAAUCAACUGUUUCUUGAAUAGAUGACGUCACAACAAUG
Molecule: messenger RNA, 2685 nt
Organism: Mytilus californianus (California mussel)
Lineage: Eukaryota; Metazoa; Mollusca; Bivalvia; Mytilida; Mytilidae
Product: zinc finger MYM-type protein 3-like
Exons: 2
Coding region: 816-2051 (411 amino acids)
Biological process (GO): DNA recombination; DNA integration
Molecular function (GO): DNA binding
Source: RefSeq, a predicted model, not a curated record